This is a messenger RNA of Coturnix japonica (Japanese quail), 7124 nucleotides long. It is a transcript of the gene CHSY3, whose product is annotated as chondroitin sulfate synthase 3. Gene Ontology annotation, molecular function: glucuronosyl-N-acetylgalactosaminyl-proteoglycan 4-beta-N-acetylgalactosaminyltransferase activity. Gene Ontology annotation, cellular component: Golgi cisterna membrane. Lineage: Eukaryota; Metazoa; Chordata; Aves; Galliformes; Phasianidae. The record is from RefSeq and is a predicted model, not a curated record.
UGUAACUUCCCCGGCUCGGGCUGGGCAUCGGUGUCCUCCGGAGUGAGGCGCUCGGAAGCCGCAGAGGAAUGCAGCGAAGCGGCGAGGAAGAGCCGCUGCCGUGUGGAGGAGGCUGAGCGGUGGGAGGGGCGGGGAGGGACCAGCCGCGGCAGUGACAAGGUGCCAGCGAAGCCGAGGGGACGCUGCCUGUGCUCCACCGCCCACGUCGCUGCCCGCCCGGAGAAGUUUGCCUCGGCAGCACUGCAACCGCCGGGGCCGCCGCGUCCGAGCAGGGAACCGCGUCCGAAGCCGCCGCACGCUGAUCCGCGGCGGGACGGGGGUGGUCUCUGCCGGGACGCGGCGGGGGGACGUCGCCCCGCCCGCGCCAUGGCAGCCCGCUCACGGAGACCCUGGCUGAGCGUGGUGCUGGGUCUGGUGCUGGGCUUCACUGCCGCCUCCUGGCUCAUCGCUCCCCGGGUGGCCGAGAUGAGCGAGAAGAAGCGGCGCGGCGCCAGCUUCUGUUCCUACUACGGCCGCGCGGCGGGGCCGGGGGCGGCCGAGCAGCCGGCGGCAGCGGCGGUGCUGGACGGCACAGGCGUGCGGAGCAGCCCGUGGGAACUGCAGGCGGCAGAGGAAAGCACGGUGUCCAGCCCCGCCGCUGGCGGGGAAGCGGAGCAGGAGGAGGAGGAGGAAGGAGGCGAGAAGCGGAGCGGGCGGCCCGGCGGCAGCCGCAACGGGAGCGGUGACUGGGGAGGCGCGGCGGGCUGCGCCAAGCCUCGCAACUUCCUCUACGUGGGGGUAAUGACGGCCCAGAAGUACCUGGGCAGCCGGGCGGUGGCGGCGCAGCGGACCUGGGUGCCCUCGGUACCGGGCCGCGUGGAGUUCUUCUCCAGCCAGGGCUCAGCCGCGCCCCCAGGGCUUCCCCCGCUGCCCGUCGUUGCCCUGCCCGGCGUGGACGACUCCUACCCGCCUCAAAAGAAGUCUUUCAUGAUGAUCAAGUACAUGCACGACCACUACCUGGACAAGUACGAGUGGUUCAUGCGGGCGGAUGACGACGUCUACAUUAAAGGUGAAAAAUUGGAGGAGUUUCUUCGCUCACUGAACAGUAGUAAGCCUCUGUAUUUGGGGCAGACUGGUCUGGGUAACAUUGAGGAACUUGGGAAGCUGGGUCUUGAGCCUGGAGAGAAUUUCUGCAUGGGAGGGCCAGGAAUGAUCUUCAGCCGGGAGGUUCUGAGGCGGAUGGUGCCACACAUAGGUGAAUGCCUUCGUGAGAUGUACACCACUCAUGAGGAUGUGGAGGUGGGCAGGUGUGUCCGAAGAUUUGGAGGAACGCAGUGUGUUUGGUCCUAUGAGAUGCAGCAAUUGUUCCAUGAGAAUUAUGAACACAACCGCAUGGGUUAUAUUCAAGACCUUCACAACAGCAAAAUUCAUGCAGCUAUAACACUUCAUCCAAACAAAAGGCCAGCCUACCAAUACAGGCUGCACAAUUACAUACUGAGUCGCAAAAUUUCCGAACUGCGCUAUCGGACCAUUCUUCUCCACAGGGAACGUGCCCUCAUGAGCAAGCUCAGUAACAGCAAAGUAACAAAGGAAGAUCAGCACCUGGGAGUGAUACCAUCUUUUAAUCAUUUCCAGCCACGUGAAAGAUCCGAAGUCAUGGAGUGGGAGUUCCUGACAGGUAAAUUUCUUUACUCAAUGAUAGAGAGCCAACCACCCCGGCAGAGCGUGAGCAAUGUCCUGAGGGCUGCGCUAGAUGACACCGUGAUGCAAGUCAUGGAGAUGAUAAAUGAGAACUCUAGAUCUAGAGGAAGGCUGAUUGAUUUCAAGGAAAUACAGUAUGGAUACCGCAGGGUGGACCCUAUGCAUGGUGUGGAGUACAUCCUGGAUUUACUACUCUUGUACAAAAGGCACAAAGGAAGGAAAGUUACAGUUCCAGUGAGACGUCAUGCUUUCCUUCAGCAACUAUUCAGCAAACCCUUCUUCAGAGAAGCAGAAGAACUAGAUGUAAGAAGCCUGCUGGAGAAUACCAAUACUGGCACACAAUCGUUCUCUUUUCUUUCAAAUUCUUUAAAGAUUUUUUCUUCAUCGUUCCAAGGCACCAAAGACAUUGUGGGACACAGUGACAAGAAAAUACAUAUUCUUGUUCCUCUUAUAGGAAGAUUUGACAUUUUCUCAAGAUUUAUGGAAAACUUUGAGAAGACUUGCCUGAUUCCCAGACAGAAUGUAAAAUUGGCAAUAAUUCUCUUCAGUUCUGAGUUAGGACAGGACUCCAGUAAACACAUAGAGCUGAUGAAAGAAUAUAGCAUUAAGUAUCCUAAGGCAGAUAUGACUCUGGUUCCUAUGGCAGGAAAGUUUUCCAGAGGUUUAGGUCUUGAAAUGGCUUCAUCCCAAUUUGACAAUGGCACUUUGCUAUUAUUCUGUGAUGUUGAUCUCAUAUUCACACCAGACUUCCUACAGAGAUGCAGAGAAAACACUAUUCAGGGAGAACAGGUUUACUACCCUAUAAUCUUCAGCCAAUAUGAUCCAAAAGUAGUAUAUGGAGGCAACCCUCCUGCUGACAGUAGUUUUAUUUUCACAAAAAGGACUGGAUUUUGGAGGGAGUAUGGAUUUGGAAUCACUUGUAUUUACAAAAGUGAUCUACUUACUGCUGGUGGAUUUGAUACCUCAAUUCGAGGCUGGGGUCUUGAGGACGUAGACCUCUAUACUAAAGUGAUAACAUCAGGCUUGAAGGCUUUUAGAAGUCAAGAAGUAGGAGUUGUUCAUAUUUUUCACCCAGUUCAUUGUGACCCCAGUUUAGAUCCAAAACAAUACAAAAUGUGCUUAGGUUCCAAAGCAAGUACAUUUGCUUCAACCAUGCAGCUCGCUGAACUCUGGCUAGAGAAACAUUUGGGUGUCAGAUAUAAUCAAACUGUCUCCUGACAUCCCAACCCAUUUGGCCUUUUAAAGGGAGUUUACCUCAUUAUUUUAACUAUUUUAUUUUGACGUUGUAUUUUUAAGCUCCCUUCUCUUUGUCUUCCAAAGACUGCUGACCUCAAACAAGAUGAGUCUGCUGUUCACUGAUGUUUCUUAUGCCUACUGAACUGAUUAGGUGAACUCUUUCAGAUUUCUCUUAUUUGAAAUUCAAUCAAAUCAUGGCAAUCACAUGAUCUCAUGGAACACAUCCAUCACAAGAGACUACAUCAGAAGAAUAUUCUUUUUGUCUCUAGGAUACAAUAUCAUCUUUGUUGUAUUUCUCAGACUUGAUGUGAUACUAAUAUUUAAUAGUGAAGGUACCACAAAAGUGCUUUAUGCUUCUUCUGGGGAUGGAACUUUGUUAGAUAAACUUGAGUUUUAUAAUUUAUAUGAGGACUUACAUGUAUAAACACUACUUUUCUUCAUCUUUAGAGUUUCUAAAGUUAGUGAAUAAUGAUUGUACCUUUAUUUUAAAAAAAGAAAGAAAAACUGAGGAGUUACUUGCAAUUGCAACUGGUACUGGCUACCAAGUUACCUUAUGUCUUACUAGAAUAACAAACUCCUCACUGUUGUUCACUCUCCAUGUAAAUGAACUUUAUUUUCACAAGGAACAGAAUUUAGUCAAAUUCUCAUGUACACUUAGGAGAUCUGUGAACCAAUGUCCUUCAUUUGCAGGCAAGAAGCUAUGACAUAACGUGGUUAUUUAUGACAAAGUGCAGGCAAACAAUAGUCUUUUUUUGAAACACAUAAGUUGGUGUUUCUCUUUUUAGAAUGAAACUCUAAUAUAUAAUUUUCUUUUACAUUCCUUUCAUAAAGCUGCACUUGGUAGAGAGUGUUAGAAGUUGAAGCUGUAUCUUUUUUUAUGUUUUCUGUGAAUAUUGGUACUCAGAAACAAUUUGUUGUUAAAAUUAAAAUAAUUGUAGAAUAAUUAUUUAAGUUUCAAAAUUUAUAAUUGCUGGUCAAAAUUCCUUGCCAAUAUAUUUAUAUUAGUGGAGGUUAUAAGACUGUGUUAAAAUCUAUCUCUAUGGACAGCCUGAUGUUGUCAUAUUACUGAUUUAUGGAGUAAAGUAUUUGAAAUGACACCAACUUAAGAAAUAUAGAAACCAACUUUUUGUAUUUUAGAGAAAUGUUUAUAUGGGGAUCUACAAAUGUGUGUAUGUGCGCGGUGUGUGUGGGAAUGUCCCUAUAUAUACAUUAUAUAGAGAAUCAUAGAGAAUCAUUUCAAAAGAUGUUCUUUUUUUCAUUUCGGGCAAUGAAUUUGUUGAAAUUAUUUUUACCACAUGCUUGGAACAUUUCGUAUUAUACUAUGCUAAGACUUCAAAGACGUCCAAGAAACCAUAAACCUUCAGCCAAACUUAAAUACAGUGGGUACAUCUAAUCUCAUCUUAGUACCCUAGAUUUCAAACUGUAUUUCAAAUUGAACUGGUGUCAGCAGUUUACGGGCUGGUUUGGCCUGGUUCUGUAACUAGUGGGGUGAGAGGACACAGGGACCCGUGCCCCAGGAAGGGGAUAGGGGAAAAAAGGGAAAAGGAUAGAGAGAUGGGCCUAAAAGCAAAACAGCAGCAACAGUCUGAGGGGAGACAAACUGUUUUAUUAAUUAAGAUAUCAGAAUGCAAGAUAACAUACCAUAAUACAGAAUAAUAUAGUAUACUUAGAAUUGAAGCUAGCAAAAUAAAAUAAAUGAGAGUGGGUGUCCAAAAGCCAAAGGCCUUACUCUAAUGUUGUGAUGAGACAGCACCUGCCUGUCAGGUAACCUACCAAAGCCUUUUAUCUUUUCCCACUGAGCAGAAACAGUAACAGAACAGCGAGCAGUCUGCUGGGGAUUGUUGUAGUUCUUCUUUCUGGGACAGGUACUUGAACCUGGAACAUUAAUUUUUAAUUCCCAGUGCAUGGCUUGAUUUUAUGAUGUGGAAUAUGAUAACCAAACAUCAUAAAACCAUGACAAGUGUGUGUGUGGGAGGGGGUGGGGGCGGGAGAGGGGGAGUAAGCAACUGUUGAAGUUUUCAUAUGCUUAAAAUUUUAAUAUGAUUAAAUACAUUUUUCAUAGUGACACCCCCUCUUGCUACCCCAACUUGGGUUGGAAUUCAGUGGCAAGUCUAUUUGUGUGAAGAUAUCCUGAUAAAAUUUCGUAAGGCACCAGGAAGGUGCAUAGGUUAGUUACUGUGCAAGAGAAAAGGCAUGCCUGAAGGGGAAUGGGUAAGCUCAGUAUUAAAGGGCUGGCCAUAGCCUUUUUGUAUGCUUUAAAAGAGGCCAGUCCAUUGCCUCAGAAAAGGUAAUAAUUGUGGUAGAUGACAACAGAUAGAAAGUAACUCAUGCAUGUCCGCCCUCCUAAAUGAGAGCUUCUUGCUUGUCAUUCUUCUGGAAAUUCUUUUCUUCCUAGCCUAGUAUCAGCAGCUCAAAUGUCUGGAGAAAAUAAAAUUAUUAGAAAAUAAAAGUAGUAGUUUUGAAGGGAUUCUUACAGACCUUCCCCUUGACUCUGCACGAGUGCAAAGCUCUUGCUUAGUUCGAUUAGAAAGCCAAGUGCGAGGAACAGGAAAGUGAAUUCCUGCUGAUAAGUGUUUGUGAUGAUUUCAUAGAAUCAUAAAAUGGCUUAGGGUGGAAGUGACCUUAAAAGAUCACACAGUUCCAACCCCUUUGCCAGGGGCAGUAUUGCUAGCUACCAGAUGAUGCUGCACAGUGCCUCAUCCAGCCCGGCUUUGAGAACCUCCAGGGAUGGGGAAUUCACAGCUUCUCUGGACAGCCUGUGUCAGAGACUAACUGCCUUCCGAGUAAAAAAAUUCUUACUAACAUCUGAUCUAAAUCUCCCCUCUUUUAGUUUAAAUCAUUCCCCCUUGUUUUAUCACUACCAGACUGUGAAAAAAGUUGGUCCCACUCCUGUUUGUAAGUUCCCUUCAAGCACUGGAAGACUGCAAUUCAGUGUCCAUGGAGCCUUCUUCAGGCUGGACAAGCCCAUCCCUCUCAGGCCUUCUUCAUAAAAGAGGUGCUCCAUCUGUGCAUUUUUGUGGCCUCCUCUGGACCUGCAGCAACAGUUCUUCCCUUGUGUGCUAGGGAUCCCAGGCCUGGAGGUAGUGCUCCAGAUAGAGUCUCACAAGAGCAGAGCAGAGGGGGACAAUCACCUCUCUCUCCCUGCUAUCACCCCUGUGUUGAUGCAGUCCAAGAUACAGUUGGCCUUCAAGGCUGCAGGAGCACACUGCUGUCUCAUGUCCAGCUUCCCAUCUACCAGGACCCAUAAGGCCUUCUACACAGGGUUUCUUCUCAGGCAGUCUGUACAUGUAUCUGGGAUCUCUCUGACCAAAGUGCAGCACCCUGCACAUGAUAUGGUUGAACUUUGUCAGGUUCCUUUGUGCCCACUUUUUGAGCCUGUCCGGUCCCUCUGGGUGGUGUCCCCCACUUCUGUUUUGUCAACUGUACCACCCAGCUUGGUAUCAUCAGCAAACUGCUGAGGGUACAUUUCAUCCUGCUACGACCUUUCCUAUUCAAAUGAAGAUACUUCUCUGAAGCCCUGUGCAUGAUUCUGUGGGUUUUGCUCCAAGUUUCCUUACACAUUUCAUGCACGUGAAUGAAAAUGUGAGUGAUAAUGGAAAUUAUGAUUACAAACGUGUAAGGAAAUCAUUAUCCACUGAGAUAUAAUCUGGUGCUUAUUUCAGUUUUUUAACUUAGAGGACAGAAGGUAUUUGCUCAGCUAGAAGUAAAAUAGUAGAAUGAAACAAGAAAUUAAAGUAAUCAUCCUUUGGGGAUUAAGAUGUAUACAGAGGGCUUGCAGGCUCAGGUCCUAAGCAAAAAGUUAGUAUCUACCAGUAUGAAUAUUUAUUUAGUGUCUGACUGGUUCAUUUGUUUAUAUGAUGAAUGACUUUGUUAAAAAUAUAUAUAUAUAAAUGUUUAUUAUGAAUUAUUGCAUUGACUUUUGAAAUAACUAUCCUGAGAUAACUUGAGAACUUGUGUUAGUUUGUUUGAGGAAUAAAUGCUUUCUAAAGAGAUCAUAUUAAAAAGGAAAAAAGAAGCACAAAAGUGUUAGAGUAAUAUUGUGGAUGUAGAGAUUAAAAUGGGAAUGUCUCUGCUAACCGUUUGCUUUUGUCUAAUAUGAAUCACAAUCUCAAUUGUAAAAUGAAAUUUCUAAAUGUACAUUGUCCCUUUAUAAAUGUGUAAUUAAUGGAUUCACAAUAGAACAAAAUGGCAAGUUUUUCCAAAACCUC